This is a messenger RNA of Neoarius graeffei (lesser salmon catfish), 2166 nucleotides long. RefSeq names its product RGM domain family, member D (gene rgmd). The record is from RefSeq and is a predicted model, not a curated record. Gene Ontology annotation, cellular component: plasma membrane. Lineage: Eukaryota; Metazoa; Chordata; Actinopteri; Siluriformes; Ariidae. Gene Ontology annotation, biological process: BMP signaling pathway. Gene Ontology annotation, molecular function: coreceptor activity. Bases 115 to 1395 code for a protein of 426 amino acids. The transcript has 3 exons.
CAGUGUGUGUGCUGGAGAGAGAGAGAGAGAUAUUCUGAGAGAGUUGUUGUGUUUCUCCGCAGCGUCGAUGAGCAGCAGAAGUUGGUGAUCUCCAUUCUAACUGAAUGGAUUGGCAUGGGGAGAAGCGGAACUCUCAACUCGGCUAAGCUGCAGCUUUUUAACCGGAUUUCGCUUGUCAUGGUUUCCCUGUCCCUCUUCCUUCAGCCAGCGUGCUGUCAGUCAUGUCGGAUCCAGCGCUGUAACGCGGAGUACGUGGCAUCAUUUUCACCUGCCGCUGGCCUUCAGGAGGACGUGGUGUCUGACGUGGACUACUGCACGGCUCUGAGGGCAUACUCCUUGUGCACCAGGCGAACAGCCCGUGGCUGCAGGGGGGACCUCGUUUACCACUCGGCUGUGUUCCGAAUCAAGGAGCUCUUUGCUCAGCACAACUGCUCUAGUGAAGGUCCCACGUCUUCAGUGAAAGUCCUAAGCACAUCCAGGCCCACUGUUGUGGACACAUGCAACUUUGAGAGCAGAGCGCUGGCUUUGGGCCCAGCGGAUGCACAGAAGAAAAAGUAUGCACACUGUGGACUAUUCGGGGACCCUCACUUGCGCACUUUCAAAGAUGAGUUUCAGACGUGCCGGGUAGAGGGCGCAUGGCCACUCAUUCACAAUCGCUACCUCUCCGUUCAGGUCACGAAUGUGCCCGUUGUGGAGGGAUCAAGUGCCACAGCAACUAACAAGAUAACGGUGAUAUUCAAAGCAUACCGUGACUGCACUGAGCAGAAGGUGUACCAGGCCACCACGGAUGAUGUACCCUCAGCCUUCCAGGAUGGCACACGCAGCGGAGGCCAUACAGGCAGCCUGCGCAUUACCGAGGGCAGCGGACAUGGUGGUGUGCGCCAGGUUACCAUCAACGCCCGCUACUUGGGCACAUCCAUCAUUGUGAGGCGGGUUGGCCGCUACCUCACCUUUGCCAUCCGUGUUCCAGAAGAGAUGGUGGAAGAGAGCGGUGGCUUACAGCUCUGCCUGCACGGCUGCCCACGCAGCGAGCUCAUCAACGCUCACGUGCUGAGCCGAGGACAGCGGCAGGAAGAGAGCGAUGGACAGGUGCAGCCAGGCAGCAUGGGUCAUGCUGACCUGCUCGAGCGUGCCACCUCCAGAUGCAGGGAGACCCUGCAGGUCGAAGAUGUUUACUUCCAGUCAUGCGUCUUCGACAUCCUCACCACCGGAGACGUGCAGUUUUCUAUGGCAGCGUUUGCAGCACUGCAGGACCUGAAGGCUCUCCCUCCCAGCACGCUGGAGCAGAGUGCAGUCAGGACUCCACACGUUUUUAACAGAACGAGAGAGAGCUCUCCGUCGAUCCUCGUCAUCACUCUGCUCCUUUUACUCAUCCUGCUGAAGAGGCCGGGCUAGCAGGAACGCAAGGGAAAGAACGGAUUUGACUGGACUUCCGUUUUAAAGCUCUUUUGAAUCAUAUUUCUUGAAUUUGUCAGAAGUGCUCAUCAUCUUUCCUCACACUACCACAUUAAACCCAAAUGUGCAACACAAGUCAUUCACACUCGCGUUACUUUCUGUAAUGGAAUUAUGUCUUGAUACAUUUCGGUACCUUCAAGAAGGUAGAGCAGUCUGUGAAGGAUGAGGGCAGCUAUUCAAAUCUAAUUAGCAUGGACAUUAUGUGUAACAAUGCUUAAUCAUGAUCCUGGAGGAUAUUCACAGAAUGUAGAUGUAUCAUGGACACAGCUCUGGAACUGGUGGAUAACAACAUCUCUCUAUCUUCUUGGCUUGAAUAUGGCACUUAAUGCUACUUCUUUGUAAUGAAUGCAUUAACAACAUGGGCUCCAACAACUAAAUGAAAAUACUACCUAUCCAUAUAGUUCUACAGGUACGGUAUUAAACACUAGGUACAAAAAUAGUCUACAGGUACAGCUUAAAACACUAAGUCUCCGAGCCACUCUGCUUCCCGCAUUACUGUUUAUGGCUAAGAAACAAAUUCUUUAUAUAAUAAUAUAUUGAAAGUGUGUGUAUAUAUGCGUGUAUAAUGUGUACAUUCUCCUGUGUAUAGAUGACUGUAAAUGUGAUGUUUUUGCAGCUGUUUUUCCUAGAUUUUUUUUUUUAACUGUCAGAAGUAACUAAUACGGUAUGUAGCCCCUGGUCUUUUCCAUAUUAAAAUAAGUUGUCACACUA